AUGGCUUUUCGUAUACGUUUGAAUAAUAUUGAUUCGUAUCAAGCCUAUCCAACCUCUCUUGACCCUACGUUCCCUCAUAUCCCUGAUGAUGAGCGUCCGCCGAAGAUUCCGAUAGUCCGGGUCUUUGGAGCCACUGAGACUGGUCAGAAAGUAUGUGCGCAUAUUCAUGGGGCUUUCCCAUAUCUCUAUGUUGAAUAUCCUGGGAAAAGCUUGAUGCCAGAAGACGACCGGGCUAUGGGGCUAUCCGCUGGCCGUUCUAUCCGAUCACAAGAGAAGCCACCUCGCUUUGUUGCUCAUAUAUCACUUGUCAAAGGUGUCCCAUUCUAUGGUUUCCAUGUUGGAUGGAAGUUCUAUUGCAAGAUAUACCUAUUCAACCCGCAUAUGAGGGGUCGGCUUGCGAGGAUUCUACAGAGCGGAGGUGUUUUGAGUAGGGUUUUCCAGCCACAUGAGGCUCACAUUCAGUACAUACCGCAAUUUAUGAUUGAUUUCAAUCUAAAUGGGUGUGGAUUCAUCGAGUGCGACAAGGUCCUCUUCAGAGGGGAAAUACCGGAUGCGGAUGAAAUAGGGGAGCAACAUAUCUGGCAUAAUAAGUCAAUACCGGAGGUAUCUAUUCUGCCCGAGAGCCAGUUCCAGCGGCAAUCUUAUUGUACUUUGGAGGUCGAUAUUCACGUUCGGGACAUAUUCAAUAGAAAGCAAGUUUCGGCGCGGCCACUUCAUUUCGACUUCGUUGAACGCACAAAUCCUAUAUCGCCUGAUAUAAAACUCGUUCAUAGCAUGGCAGAGCUAUGGAAAGAUGAGAAUCGGCGAAGAGGUAAUAAUAGUAACCCCGCGGAGGGUCUGGUAUCUUCAUCCUCCGACCAGCGUGGGCCUUCCGGAACUUGGAUUCAUGAGGAAGAGUAUCGAGAGAGGAUAAAAGACAUAAUCAAGACUGAGAGGCGGGUUAGUGACGGCCGCACUCUCAAAUUCGAAACUUAUGUAUCUCGCGCACAAUUCGAAAACCUUUGGCCAACUGCUUUCGAGAGUGUAGCAGAAUCGUUUGAGGGAGCAGGCCUGCCCCCGGACAAGAAAGUUGAGCUUGUUGUAGAAGCUGAAAUUGCUGAAGUUGACGAGAGUCUCGUUUACGAUAUCGGUGAGGGAGAGUUCAGCGAUAGUGAUUUUGAAGGUCUCUUUGAUGUAAUGGAUGAUCCAGGGGGCGAGCAGAGCGCUAAAGUUAAAGCUGAGAAGAGUCAUGAACAAGUGAAAAGGGGCUUGGUAUGGGAGCUGCAGGGGCGCGAGCUAAAGAUAUCAUCGUCGCCGCCAAUGCCAGAAGCCUCAAAUGGGGAGGGCCGAGUUGAAAAGAGCUUGUCUAACAAUUCACAAUUAACUAUCGCGGGUGGUUCAUUCUAUGAAGGACUAGUUGAAGAAUUCAUUGAAGAGGAAGACGAUAUAGUCGUUACUGAUAGCAGGGUCUGGUUUCCGACAAGCUCUGUUGAUCCAGAUGUACCAACUUCAUACCAAGUUCCUUCAAAACGAGUGAAGAUGGAGUCCUUUUCUUCAAAUAUCGAAAGUCAAAUGCCACCGUCUUCUGAUUGCUCUGACGUACCUGAAAAAAUCUGUUCCACUUCUGCCUCGGUUAGGAGGGAUAUACCUAACGGGAAGUCUCCUGCGCUUUCCAACGGCCACCCUUCCUCCGCACAGCCUGGGUGCCGCUUUGUAGACUCGGUUUCGGAAAACUCGAAAACUCGAGCUUCAAUAUCCGAACCGCUGCAAAAAAGCCGCAAAAGGGCUCAGCCCUCUUCUAGUAGGGCCAAUGAUACGCCUAGGCCAGAGAAGAUUGGUCGUCGAGGUAAAGUAGCUGUUGAUUUAUCUAAUCUUCCAACCCGACUAGACCCAACCUCCUCACUGCGCGGUGCCUUCGACAUCCCCUCGAAUAGCUCAAUAAGAUGUUAUAGUCAACGCGCUCCAUCAUCAUCUGAACUGCUAACCUCCGAAGACAAGGAAGAAAUAGCUAAAGUAGCCUAUCAAGAACCAUACUACAGCGACGACAGAGACGUCCCGACAAAGGUCUGGGAAUAUGCCGGGCGUGAAUUCAAGUUCAAAUCAAGCAAGCUGUCAGAUCUUCCCAUUUUUAACCCCAACAAUGAAAACCGGAUUGUCUGGGAAUACAACAGACUCAAUCAGCGGGAUCCUAGGUUCAAGAUGUGGAAUAUAGCGGAGGCACCCCCAAGUAGGAAGGAAGUAGCAAAAUUGCUAGAAGAGCGAAAGAUAGUGAGGAAGGGGAAGGGUGCGAGGCAGAGUGUCGCAUAUGAACACAAUAGCUUUUUUGCGUCUCAGAUUCAAGGUCCCACGCAGAAAAAUAAAUAUGGUUUCAAGUUUUCUCAGAAUGCAAAGUCAGAUAAUGUGCAGCAUGAGUUACAGCAUAUGAGUAUUAUGAGUUUGGAGCUUCAUAUCAACACUGUGGGAGACUUUGUUCCUAAUGCGGAGCGGGACCAGAUCGAGUGUAUUUUCUGGUCUCUGAAGGAAAUGGAAGAGGGUGAGGAUGGUGAGGUUAAGGAAGUAACUCGCAUUGGCAUUAUCACCUUAGUCGAUGAACACAAUAAUGAUCCCAACCCUGGCCUGAAAUUCCGCCGCCAGUGCAGGGCCGAAAUCCGGACCGAGACCUCGGAACUUGGCAUGAUAAACACACUAAUCGAUACUGUGCGAGUCCUCGAUCCAGAUAUUCUCACAGGAUGGGAGGUCAACUCCAGUUCCUGGGGCUACCUUAUCAAGCGUGCCAAUCAACUCUUCGAAAUGAACCUCUGCGACGACCUCUCCCGGGUUAAGAUCGAAACGCAUAGUAGAUUCGGAAAAGAAUCCAAUCUCUGGGGGUUCAAUACUGGGUCUGCCAUCAGGAUUACCGGAAGGCACAUGGUAAACAUAUGGCGAGCUAUGACCGCGGAGCUUAACUUGUUGGGCUAUUCCAUGGAAAAUGUUGUAUUUCACUUAUUGCACCAGAGGAUACCACAUUACUCAUUCAGAGUAUUGACUGGAUGGUAUACUAGUGGAUCACCGCUAUUGUUUGGGAAGGUCAUUAAGCAUUUAGUGAGAAAGGUGCAGUUGGAUUUGGAGAUCCUGGACCGGCAGGAGCUUAUUACGCGGACGAGCGAGCAAGCACGCCUUCUGGGCAUUGACUUUGCGUCUGUCUCUGGACGCGGUUCGCAAUUUAAGGUUGAAUCUAUGAUGUUCCGAAUAGCGAAACCGGAGUCGUUCAUACUGGUUUCGCCAAGUAAGGCACAGGUCGGGCAACAAAACGCACUUGAAUGCCUACCUCUGGUCAUGGAACCUUUCUCGAGGUUCUAUACCAGUCCAGUGGUUGUUCUGGAUUUCCAAUCUUUAUAUCCGUCCGUGAUGAUUGCGCACAACUAUUGCUAUUCUACAUUCCUAGAACUCUGCGAGAAGGAUAUCAAUAUCGCCCCAAACGGAAUGAUGUACAUCAAACAAACCAUCCGCAAAUCCCUCCUGGCGAAAAUGCUGACGGAAAUCCUUGACACCCGCGUGAUGGUGAAGAACGGCAUGAAGCGCGACAAGCACGACAAAGCCCUCCAGAAGCUGCUGAACAGCCGCCAACUCGCGCUGAAGCUCAUCGCGAACGUGACAUACGGGUACACCUCGGCCUCCCACUCGGGCCGCAUGCCGUGCACCGAGAUCGCCGAUAGCAUCGUCCAGACAGGGCGCGAGAUCUUGGAAAAAGCCAUCCGCCUGAUACAGGACGAUCCCAAUUGGGACGCAGAAGUAGUCUAUGGCGACACAGACAGCCUCUUCAUCCACCUGGAGGGCCGCACAAAAGACGAAGCCUUCCGGAUCGGGGAAGAAAUCGCGGCGAGAGUGACGGAGGCAAACCCCCGGCCCAUCAAGCUCAAGUUCGAAAAGGUCUACCUCCCGUGCGUGCUGUUGGCAAAGAAGCGCUAUGUGGGGUUCAAGUAUGAGUAUCGCGAGCAGGCGGAGCCCGACUUCGACGCGAAGGGGAUCGAGACGGUCAGGAGGGAUGGGACUCCCGCUGAGCAGAUGAUCGAAGAAGCUGCGCUCAAGAUUUUGUUCAGAACAAAGGACUUGUCGCAGGUUAAGGCUUAUUGUCAGAGGGAGUGGACGAAGAUUAUGAGGGAGAAGGCUGUCAGGUUGGGGACUUAUGCCGAAGGAGUAUCCCUCCCCCCUGGCGCACAACUAGCCGCAAAGCGGGUAGAAAAAGAUCCCGAAAACGCUCCUCAAUACGCCGAACGUAUCCCCUACGUAGUAAUAGCCGGUUCCCCCGGUCAAACCCUAGCAGACCGCACAAUCGAAGUCAACGACCUCCUAGCGUCGCCAGAACUAAGCCUAGAUUCAGAAUACUACAUCUGCAAAAACAUAAUCCCACCCCUGGAGCGCAUCUUCAACCUUGUCGGCGCGAACGUGAGGCAAUGGUACGACGAGAUGCCAAAGUACAAGCAUUUAAGGAAGUUGAUAAAAUACAAUGACUCUGCUGCCGCCACCAGUGGAGGAACCGGCGCCCAGAAGGAGAAAUCCAGAGCCAUAAUAGAAUCAUACAUGACCAAGUCCUCGAAUAUUUGCGCCGUAUGCGGGUGCAAAACUUCCAGAACCAAGAACAAUAUAUGCAAAGACUGCACUCAAAACCGUGACGCCUCCAUCAUUCACGUGCGCACACAACUUGCGCGCGCUGAGAAGCGGGUGCUGGACUUGCAGACCGUGUGUAGGUCGUGCGAGGGCAGCUCUCCGGGAGAGGAGGUGGCGUGCACGUCGCAGGACUGUGCGGUCUAUUAUUCGCGCAGGAGGCAGGGCGCUGCGUUCACUUGGGAGAGGGAGAAUGUUAGAGGCGUGUUGGGCGUUUUGGAAGGGGUGGGGGAGUUGGAGUGGUAA
This is a messenger RNA of Tuber melanosporum (Perigord truffle), 4869 nucleotides long. RefSeq lists its product as uncharacterized. The record is from RefSeq and is a predicted model, not a curated record. The transcript is spliced from 16 exons. Bases 1 to 4869 code for a protein of 1622 amino acids. Gene Ontology annotation, biological process: error-prone translesion synthesis; double-strand break repair via homologous recombination. Gene Ontology annotation, cellular component: nucleus; zeta DNA polymerase complex. Gene Ontology annotation, molecular function: DNA-directed DNA polymerase activity; DNA binding; nucleotide binding. NCBI's taxonomy places the organism in Eukaryota, Fungi, Ascomycota, Pezizomycetes, Pezizales, Tuberaceae.